Molecule: messenger RNA, 7484 nt
Organism: Bufo gargarizans (Asiatic toad)
Lineage: Eukaryota; Metazoa; Chordata; Amphibia; Anura; Bufonidae
Gene: TMTC2
Product: transmembrane O-mannosyltransferase targeting cadherins 2
Exons: 12
Coding region: 292-2802 (836 amino acids)
Biological process (GO): protein O-linked glycosylation via mannose
Cellular component (GO): endoplasmic reticulum membrane
Molecular function (GO): protein binding; mannosyltransferase activity
Source: RefSeq, a predicted model, not a curated record
CUGCUGGCCGGCAGCGCUCAGUGCUGACAGUCCGCUGCUGGGCAGAGCCGGGAGCACAGCAGCGCUCUCUCUCCCUGCUGUCUGCACAGUGUCACCGGAGGCGGCGCAGCAUCCCUCCCCUCUCGCCGCGGUGCACACUAAGCAGCGCUGACAUGGGUUAGGCUUCCAGUCCGGGACUGACGGAGUGCACAGGGCAGCCCCAUCCCCGGCCGGAGAGCAGGCAUGGAGAGCGGGCUCUGAUCCCCCUCAGGAGAGCCGCAGACAAAGGACGCGGGGGGCAGAGCCGGAGACAUGAUCGCUGAGGUGCUGAGCAGCGCCCUGGGGCUCGUCCUGUAUCUCAACACCCUGGGCGCGGAUUUCUGCUACGAUGACAGCCGGGCUAUCAAGACAAAUCAGGAUCUGCUUCCAGAAACUCCAUGGAUCCAAAUAUUCUUCAAUGAUUUUUGGGGGACUUUACUUACCCACAGUGGCAGCCAUAAAUCUUACCGUCCGCUAUGCACUCUUUCUUUUCGCCUUAACUACAUUUUUGGGGGUCUAGAACCCUGGAGCUAUCACCUUGUGAAUAUCCUGUUGCAUUCAGCCGUCACAGGCCUUUUCACUAAUUUUUGUAAAGCCCUGUUUGGUAGUGGAUGCUGGACACUCUUAGCUGGCCUUCUGUUUGCGUCUCAUCCGAUCCAUACAGAAGCUGUUGCCGGAAUAGUAGGGCGAGCAGAUGUGGGAGCUGGACUCUUCUUUCUACUUUCAUUACUAUGCUACAUAAAGCAUUGUUCGACCAGGAGCUAUUCUGUUAGUAGCUGGGGCUGGAUCCUUUUUAGUGGAUUGUGUGCCGCUUGCAGCAUGCUAUGGAAAGAACAAGGAGUCACUGUUUUGGCAGUAUCUGCGGUUUAUGAUGUUUUUGUGUUUCACAAAUUAAAGAUAAGUGAGGUCAUUUCUGCUGUCUUAAAGGGCAAGAAUUUGUCCCUAAUUCUCAGCAUCGGACUUUUGGUUUCCUGGGGAGUCUUGUUAUUGGGUGCUCGUUUCUACUGGAUGGGAAAUACACCACCAAGUUUUUCCAACUCUGACAACCCAGCUGCGGACUGUGAAAUCCUACUUACACGUACCCUGACCUUCUUCUACUUGCCAACUAAGAACUUCUGGCUACUUUUUUGCCCUGAUACACUCAGCUUUGAUUGGUCGAUGGAUGCUGUGCCUCUGAUUAAAUCAGUCAUUGACUGGCGGAAUAUACACACUGUGGCCUUUUACGUCAUACUCUUCCUCCUUGCCUACACAAGUCUCAAGAGCUCCAGUACAAAAAGAGAAUGCAAUGGGAAAGUGUUCAUGAAUGGCAAGCAGAAUACUAAUGGCCAUAGCUGUCAAUCAGAUUUAGAAUACAAGAACUCGGAGCCGAGGACUACCAUUGUCUCAAAACUUGAAAAUGGUGUAAAAAACCAUAUUAACCAUGGAUUGCAACUUCCUUCUACAGAAAACCUUGUUGUUUUAGCUUUAUCUCUAUUGAUAGUUCCCUUUGUGCCCGCCAGUAAUCUAUUUUUCUAUGUUGGCUUUGUUAUUGCAGAGCGUGUACUCUAUAUUCCCAGUAUGGGGUUCUGUUUACUAGUAACUGUAGGGGCCCGAGCUCUUUAUAUUAAGGCCCAAAAAAACUUUCUUAAAAGCCUAGUUUUUUAUGCUGCUGCUGCGUUUGUUCUUUUUUAUGGACUGAAAACUGUUGUAAGAAACGAGGAUUGGAAAAAUGAAGAGAUGCUGUACAGAUCAGGAAUACAAGUCAAUCCAGCUAAAGCAUGGGGUAACCUUGGGAAUGUACUGAAGAGCCAGGGCAAGAUUUCUGAAGCAGAAAAAGCCUACAGAAAUGCUUUGUACUACCGAAGCAAUAUGGCUGAUAUGCUGUAUAACCUAGGCUUAUUGCUCCAGGAAAACAGCAAGUUCGCUGAGGCUCUUCACUACUACAAGUUAGCAAUUGGUAGCAGGCCUACACUGGCAUCGGCAUACUUGAAUACAGGUAUAAUUCUUAUGAAUCAGGGAAGGACUGAAGAAGCUAGAAGGACUUUCUUGAAAUGCUCAGAAAUCCCAGAUGAAAACCUAAAAGAUCCAAAUGCUCAUAAGAGUUCAGUGACUAGUUGCCUUUAUAAUCUGGGAAAGUUGUACCACGAACAAGGGCAGUAUGAGGAUGCACUCUCUGUGUAUAAAGAAGCAAUACUGAAAAUGCCAAGGCAAUUUGCACCACAAAGCUUAUAUAACAUGAUGGGAGAAGCCUACAUGAGGUUAAACAAGGUGUCUGAAGCUGAGCACUGGUACGUGGAGUCCCUGAGAUCAAAGCCUGACCACAUCCCAGCACAUCUUACUUAUGGCAAGCUUCUGACCCUAACGGGUCGUAAAAGUGAAGCUGAACAAUACUUUUUAAAAGCAAUUCAGCUGGAUCCCACCAAAGGAAAUUGUUAUAUGCAUUACGGCCAGUUUCUUCUGGAAGAAGGGCGUAUUAUGGAAGCAGCAAAAAUGGCUAAGAAAGCUGCAGAACUGGACAGCUCUGAAUUUGAUGUUGUCUUUAAUGCAGCUCACAUGCUCAGGCAAGCCAGUCUAAAUGAAGCAGCAGAAACUUACUACAAAAUGGCAGCCGGACUGCGACCUAAUUAUCCUGCUGCCUUGAUGAAUCUGGGUGCCAUUCUUCAUCUCAAUGGUAAAUUAGAAGAAGCAGAAGCCAACUACCUCCGAGCUCUUCAGUUCAAGCCGGAUGAUGGUAUCACUCAAUCUAACCUUCGCAAGUUGUGGAAUAUCAUGGAGAAACAAGGUCUUAAGACAUCGAAAACGUGACAAAGUGAACUAGAGACUUUUGACCAGAUGUUAGUUUCUAAUAUUGGACAUGAAGGGAUCAGAGGGGCUAUCAGCUAGGCAUCCUGCAAGUCUCAGAAAAGCCCACGUGAUGUUAGGAAAGUGUUUUGCCUUUUGGCAAAGUAGCUGUUAAUGUAUAAAAAAAAAAGGGAAAUGACGAUGACAGGGAUUGGAAAAUUUCCAAAAGGGAUUAGGAAAUGCUUGCAUUAGCCCGAAUAAUGAAAGGCACUUAAAGUGAGGUCUGUCUUCAUCACAAUGCAACUGGUUGUGCAUAAUUCUUGGGUAGGCUGAAAUUGAUAGUACGUAGUUUCUAAAAUUGUAAUACAAAGUAUAACAAUAUACUGUAGGUAACUUCAAUACUAAAAAACUGUUUACAUUGAUUCUAUUACAGAGCUAAUUCACUAAGAAUUCACUAAGUUUAUUAAAUAUUUUGUCCAAUUAUUUUCUGCCAAACCAAACAUUUUUUGGUAGGGUUGAUCUUUCUCGCCCGUUCUGUUGAAAUGAUCUGCUUAUUUCUGUUUGUUCGGGUGUGUGACUAAGCUCAAGCCAUGAUAAAUGACUUCUAACAAAAGCAAUGCAUCACGAUCUAUUAUCAGUCUAUCUAAUAUUCUGUCUCCAUCAUAGUUACACUUAGUACUGGGCAGUUUGUUUUAACAAGGAAAAAUCAAAGAGUGACACAAACCAUGUCCUGCCUCUGCUGGAAGUUUAAUAUGUGCUAGUGAGUGAAGGUGAUGAAGGACCUGAUUUUUUACUUUAUAUUUUACUUUCCGUGUCUGUUUUAAAAUCCAUACAAUUUUAUUUUAUGUUGAGGCUAAUAAAAUAUUUAUUUUGUAAGAAUGAAAAUGAUUGAUCCACACAAUAUUGUCUUCUACUGAUUUCUAUAUAAUGUUGGCUUAAGAUGCAGUUAUUGUUACACAGCUGUAGAAUAACUAAAAGUGUUCAUAACUCCUGAAACGUAUAUGGGUGGUAUGGGAAUGAGACUAUUACCUACCUGAUAUAAUCACAGUCACAUUUCUCUAUUAGUUCCAGUGCAGUCUUUCAGUUUAUUCUGGUGUUUUCCUAUAAACCAGCAGAAUUAGAACAACCGGCCUCAUUUAUCCAAAUUGACUAACAGAAAAGCAGGGCUUGUUGACCAUAGCAUCCAUUUAGUGUACACCUUUCAGUUUUCUUUAAUUGAAAAGUUACACUAUGGUUGGUUUCUAUGGGCCAAAUGAGGUCCAGUGUUCUGUCAUACACUCAUAUGAAUUGGGUUUGACUGGAAAGGUGUCCAUAUAUGCGCACUGCCAUUCCAUUUGCUGCAGAUAGCCAAGCCCUGUACCCGGGUAUCCCUGGCAGUCUCAUAGGAUUGAGUGGACCCAGAGUGCACAUGUAUAACUGCCACUCCUUUCAGUGAAGGGAAGAUGGGGUCUGUGAGGGCCAAAAUGGUCAGACCCCUGACAGUCAGACAAUUAUCCCCCAUUCCGUUGAUAGAUAAGUGUUUAUAUUGGGACACCCCCUUUAAAAGAAUAAUAUUGGCAAAUCUGAUGAAAUUUUAUUGAUUCUCACUUUGCAUUCUACGCCGCUCUUUCAGGCACUAGACAUUAUAUACAUUUAUCAGUUUUUUUACAGUGUUACUUUACUGCAUGAAAAUAGGACAAACUACAGACUACCAUAGUAAUUCGGGCAAUCGUUUUUAUAAGAUACACGCAACAGUCAUUGAAGUACUAUUUCAUGUAGCAGUUUCAUGUAUAGUUCAAAGGGAAUGGUCUAUGGAAAUAAUUUUGUAUGGAUCAGUGGCAGGAGCAUUCAAGAGAAAAUAAAUUGCCAUAUCAUAAAAGCUGCAUAGGUCCUCCUGUGAAAAGUCUUAUUCAUUUUAUAAAAUCUCAAGAAUGUCAAUUAAGACAAGUAAGACAUCAUUCAAGUUAAGCCACAUGUCAUCUGGAUAAAAACCAAAAAAAAACUGGUAACUUCACCAGUCAAUGAUUUGAUAAAGUUUGGUUUAUCACUUCUUUGGUAUCAAGCUGAGCUCAUGUAAUCAGAAGGCCACCUUGUUAUUUUAAAGAUACAUGCUACAGUGAGUAUCCUUGCCAAAUGUUGCUUCCAGUAUUCAUAUUUUACAGUAAAAAAAAGUUAUGUUCUUUAUAUUAAAUUUUUUAGGGCCAUGUACACACUGCUGGAAUUGCCACAGCUGUGCAGCGAAGAUUCUGCACAUUACACUCUACUACAUUUAUAUUGUGAGCUAUUUCGUUAGCUUAAGCGUUCGGCUACACGGCCGUGUGACAUUUCAUGUAAUGAUUGUCAAUGGUGUCGCAAAGUGGCGUGCUGCAACUGCAAUGUGACAGUUGCAAAAAAUCCAGACGUGCUGAAUUUUGUAUCGCAUGUCACACGCAUCUUCUCAUCCAUUGACUUUAAUGUAAUUUGCUCGCGACACCCGGUUUGGUGUUGUUUCUUUUUUCAGCCCAAACUCAGUCCUAAAAUAGUCGCGCCAUAGCCAGUUGUUGACAAGUCACACAAAUUUUCAGUGUUUUGCUGUAGCAUGACACGUGUCGCUGUGUAGCCAUACACUGUCAGCUAUUUUAACCAUGCUGUGGAACUUUCUUAAUCAGGAGUAGUGAGAAUAUGAGCAGUUAUUGUGGCAGAGCUUAUCAGUAAAGUACCCUCUGGUUUGAAUAAUAGAUGCAGCAUCCAAUAAAGAGACCAGUACAGUUGUCACUCAUAGCAAGAGGGGAGGAGCUAUGAAACAGCUCAGUCCAGGGCACUUCACAAUGAAGCUGUCUCUCCAGGGCACUUAAGGAGCUAAAUCUGCCAGAAUAAAAGUUAAUAUCUACACUACUUCUGAUGGUAAAAGCUCACAUACCGAUGGUAUGUUUGUACAGCCACUAACAGCUGACAGAUUCCCUUUAAAAAAAACUCUGUCUAUUUUCUAGGGAGGCCUAACAGCAUUCCCUGCUCUGUUUGAUCAGCUUCUAAAAAAAACCCUGGCAUACAGCUUCCUUCACCAAAGUUUAUCAAUAUGGCUACAAGUCCUGUCAGAUAUUGAAACAUACAAGAAGUUUUACAAGACCGCCACUCGCUACACCAUUCUUGAUAUCCCCUGCACUGCCAAAGGAUGCACCUAAUUUAUGACGAGACACAGGCCUGGCCACACUCCCACCCUAUCUCUGAUAAUAAGCAAGCUAUGUAAUGUUAAUACAUUAGCUCACACAAUAAAUAUAUAGAAAUGUCAAUAAUCUUUAAUUAUACAGGAACUCUAUAGUUUACAAAAUGUGUUUUAUUCUCACGUACUAACCACCUUCUGAUUUUUGUUUUAUGGUGGAAUUAUUCUCCAUAAGGCCUAUUUCAUACUUCAUUGUUUUAAGUCAGUGAUUGUGAGCCAAAACCAAGACUGCAGCCUCCACAGACAUAAAGUAUAAUGGAAUGAUCUGCACCUGUCCUGUGUUUUUCACCCGCACCUGGUUUUGGUUCACAAUCACUGAUGGAAAUCACUGACCAAUAAAAUGACAAGUGAACUAGGACUAAUAUUACAAAAAUCCUGUUUAUGGCUUUACUUGUAUUGCGCUGCGGAAUAUAGUAGAGCUAUAUAAGUGCAUAAAAUAAAUAAAUAAAUACUAAUACAUCUGUAUUCAUACAGUAUAUUUGACACUCUGGCACCAUAUAAUAUACAUUUAUUUAUAAUAACACCAGGAGGCUUACGCUGUGCCCUCUUUUUGUUCACUCUUCCACUUCCUGUGGAGCACGAUUGGGUUUGUUGUGCUGCCAUAUGCUGUUAUUUGCUUCUUAGGCUUCUUUUUAUUUUACUGCCUGCAGACAGUACAAUAAGCUGUUCCAAGCAAGACAAAGUACGCCAGGCAACCUGCCAGCUGCAUCAUCACAUUUGUAUUUAGUGUUUGUUUAUUACUGACUGUUUCUCUCUUCAGUCUUCUUAUCUUAUGUUUUACAUGCAAUAUUAAUAUAUGUCAUACAACUCUAUUAACACCAACAGUUUUUACAAUUGAAGAGUGUUAUGAUUUCCCUAUGUUUCUUUCUUGUUAAUAAUGUAUAUAGAACAUUAUGUUUAUCACUGUGUGAUAUUUAAAGCCAGUACUUUUUAGAGAUUUAUUUUUCUUGAACUUUACAAAAAAAGUUAUGAAAUAUUUUCUUCUAGACGUCAUUUCAUUUAGUGAGAAAUAUUACACAGACUUAAGAUUUUUAAAAAAAGGUUUUUUUUCCCUUAACAUUCGGAGCUGGUUUUUUUUUUUAAAACAAAAAAAACGUUUGCACUAAUGAGAACACAGUUUGUCUCUGCAAGUACCAUAAUUCCAGCACUAAAGGUUAUGCAACAAAGGUUUUCUGCAUAAUUUUUUUGUCCUUAAUUAAACCUAUUACCAGAGUUAUUAUGUGUUAACAGGGUUGUAGAAUUCUUAACAGGGUAUUCUUAUCAAAGCAACAUUUAAAUGCAGUGUGGUCAUUUGUUUCAUAAAUGAAUCCUGUAGAAAAAAAAAUACAGUGUAUUAUACUUUGCCGAAGAAUGUGAAUUUAUUAUUUACUGUUCCAACUGGUUGUCAGUUUUGCAGAAUUAUAACAAUUGUCACUUUUUAAGUCCCUUUUCUUUUUCUUACUAUGAAAGAUGUAUAUGAAAACCACUGGUGCCACCCUUUUUGGUUAGUAUGAAUCAGUCAGUUGUGGAAUAAAAGAAUACCUGCCAA